This is a messenger RNA of Pleuronectes platessa (European plaice), 2742 nucleotides long. Its product is annotated as xylosyltransferase 1. Gene Ontology annotation, biological process: chondroitin sulfate proteoglycan biosynthetic process; heparan sulfate proteoglycan biosynthetic process. Bases 1 to 2742 code for a protein of 913 amino acids. The record is from RefSeq and is a predicted model, not a curated record. Gene Ontology annotation, molecular function: protein xylosyltransferase activity. Gene Ontology annotation, cellular component: membrane. Lineage: Eukaryota; Metazoa; Chordata; Actinopteri; Pleuronectiformes; Pleuronectidae. The transcript has 11 exons.
AUGAACCCGUGCUCCCGCAGGCCGGCCCGGCUCCGCUCCGGGCUCCUGCUGGCGGCGGUGGCCGCGCUGCUGCUGCAGACCCUGGUCGUGUGGAACUUCAGCAGCCUGGACGGAGGCGCCAGGAGCCGGGAGAGGAGAGAGGAGCGAGCCGGCGGGGAGCAGCCGCGCUGGAAGAGGGGCGACCCGCCGCCGCUACUCGGGAAGGCGGCCGCUCGACACCAGCUGCAGGCGGACGUCUACCGUUCCCACCGUCCCAAAGAGAAACUUCCUCUGGACAGCAACAACAACGAGAACUCUGUCCCCAAAGACUUCGACUCCAUCGACAGCAACAGCAACAGCAACAGCAACCUCGCCACUCGCUCGCAACGCCAGCGAGCGCCGGUCGGAAACAGCAGACACAAGCUGGACAGGGUGCAGAGCAUUCUGGGAAAAUCUGCUAACGAGGUCCUCAAGUUGCCUCCGAUCCAACGCAGAGGGAUCGGGCCCAGUCGCAACCACACCCACAAAAUGAAAGCCCGCCCCCAGACGCUCCCGGCUCCGGUCCGGGGGUCCAAUCAGGAUCCAGCGCUCCUCCGGGUCAAGACGCCGGCCGGUCAGGAGCCGAGGAAGACGCCGCCGCAGUGCGAGGUCAGCGGGAAGGAAGCAAUCUCCGCUCUGUCCCGAGCCAAGAGCCGCGGCUGUCGUCAGCAGAUCGUGGAGGUUUACUGCAAACACAAGGACGGAGCGCUGCUGCCCGAGAGAGUUCCUCGCUACUGCCCCCUAGAAGGGAAGGCUAACGUGAACGUGCAGUGGGACAUCCCCCCCGCGGACGCUCCCCCGCUCCAGCCCGUGAGGAUCGCCUUCGUCCUGGUCGUCCACGGCCGAGCCUCACGCCAGUUCCAGCGUCUGUUCAAAGCCAUCUACCACACCUCCCACUACUACUACAUCCACGUGGACCAGAGGUCCAACUACCUCCAUAGAGAGGUUCUCUCUCUGGCCCGACAGUUUCCCAACGUCCGCGUCACUCCGUGGAGGAUGUCCACCAUCUGGGGCGGAGCCAGCCUGCUGACCAUGUACCUGCGCAGCAUGGAGGACCUCCUCAAAAUGAGCGACUGGUCCUGGGACUUCUUCAUCAACCUGAGUGGAGCUGAUUACCCAAUCAGGACCAAUGAGCUGCUGGUGUCGUUCCUGUCAAAGUAUCGCAACAUGAACUUCAUCAAGUCUCACGGGCGAGACAACGCACGUUUCAUCCGGAAACAGGGUCUGGACCGACUCUUCUACGAGUGCGACACCCACAUGUGGCGUCUCGGGGACCGCAAGAUCCCAGAGGGCAUAGCGGUGGACGGAGGCUCUGAUUGGUUCCUGCUCAAUCGCCCCUUUGUGGAUUACGUGGUCAACUCCAGAGACGAGCUGGUGGGAAGCAUGAAGCGCUUCUACGCCUACACACUGCUGCCCGCUGAGUCCUUUUUUCACACCGUUCUGGAGAACAGCGCCCUCUGUGGCACCAUGGUGGAUAACAACCUGAGGCUCACGAACUGGAACCGGAAGCUGGGCUGUAAAUGUCAGUACAAGCACAUCGUGGACUGGUGUGGCUGCUCGCCCAACGACUUCAAGCCCUCGGACCUGCCGCGGUUCCAGCAAGUGUCCAGACCCACGUUCUUCGCCAGGAAGUUUGAAGCCAGUGUCAGUCAGGAGAUCAUCAGCCAGCUGGACUGGUUCCUGUUCGGAGCACUGGCCCCGGGCACGCCGGGCCUCCAGGCCUACUGGGAGAACUCCUACGAGCAGGAGACGGACGGGCCUGCCAGCCUAUCGGACUCUGCGCUCAGCCACUACCACGCCUUCGCUCGAAUGGGAUUAUCACGCGCUGCCAGCUCGCUGCAGGGACAUCCCACCGACAACAGCUGCAGGUUCGAGGCCGUGGGCCACCCGGUGUCCGUGCACCUCUACUUCCUGUCAGACCAGUUCCAGGGCUACCUCCUGCGCCAUGUGGCCACUAACCGAGCCUCCACCCAGCUGGAGACGCUGGAGACCUGGGUCACACCCAGAGACCACUUCAUCCCGGCCAGCCCCCCCCACCCCACCAACAGACUGCAGCAUGUCCAGGUGGGAGGCGACUGGGAUCCGAAGGAGCGUCUCUUCAGGAACUGGGGGGGGAUGCUGGGCCCCAGGGACGAGCCGGUGGCCGUGCAGCGGUGGAGCCGCAGCCAGAGCAACCUGACGGCCACCGUGGUGUGGAUCGACCCCACCAACGUCAUCGCCGCCACCUACGACAUCCUGGUGGACGCCUCUGCUGAGGUCACGCACUACCGGCCGCCGCUCGCCCCCCCGCUGAGGCCCGGCGUGUGGACGCUGCGGGUGCUGCACCACUGGAGCCCGCUCGGCCAGACCAGCUUCAUCGUGGCUCCGCUGGAGUUUCACAAACAACAGCCCACAGGACUCGAGGACGCUCUGCGGCUGCACGCCGGCCCGCCCAGGAACUCCUACAUGGAGCAGAGCUUCCACGGCCUCAACCCGGUGCUGCGGCUGCCGGUGAGCCUGGGCGCCGUGGAGGAGGCCGAGGCCAACGCCGGCCUGACGGGGGCGCCGCUGCGUCAGUGGCUGGACCGGCUGCUGGAAGGCCACUGGUCCGCCUCGGACGUCUGCUCCACGGGCCCCAGCGCCUGCCCCGUCAUGCAGCGCUGCCGCCUCACGGCCUGGAGCUCCCACAGCCCCGACCCCAAGUCGGACGUGGGCGCGCCCAGAGAGGACGGACGCAUCAGGUAG